CAGCCCUCCCCGGAGGGAAGGAAUGCAAAUGGUUUCUACCAUUUUACUUCAAACCUCUCAAAAGCUUUGGUGUUGCUUGAGUAGAAGAUGCAAAUAAAUGUAGAACGGGCUGAUAUGUCGCUUGAGUGUAUUGAGGUAGAUGUUAUGGUGGAACCAGAAAACAGGCUUUCCAUUUCCGAAUCUCUCUUUCAGGUUGACUUAAAGAAGUUUUUGAGCAUGGAAUCUGAUAUGGUCACAGAACUCUUAUCAAUUGCAUCAGAUAAUCCGACUACUAAAGAGGGCGCGGGAAAGCUAGAGCAGACCUCCAUGGGUGAGAAUACAGACUCAAGCGAAGAUGAGGUCAUCGUUGUUAGAAUUCCGCCAUCUGGUCAAGCUUUACUGGAUCAUCUAGCAGACCCUAAUUGGAGUUCUAUCAAGCCUAACCAUCCUAAGAAACUGCCUUUUCCUCGAAGAAGUGCCAGGUUGGCGGAAAAGCUUUCAUUAGCUACUUGAGCCUAUAUGUUUUUUUUUAUAUAUAUUUUAGAAUAUGGUUACCUUAAGAUCUCUUACUUUCUCUAGAUUUCUCCACUCAUUAACGCUUUGUAUUUUCUCUCUCUCUUGAUUUAAUAAUAAAAUCUAAUUAUUUUUGCCAAAAAA
This is a messenger RNA of Cuscuta epithymum, 636 nucleotides long. The record is from the annotation of a GenBank genome assembly. NCBI's taxonomy places the organism in Eukaryota, Viridiplantae, Streptophyta, Magnoliopsida, Solanales, Convolvulaceae.